Polistes canadensis is the source of this 3920-nucleotide messenger RNA. Its product is annotated as alpha-protein kinase 1-like. Lineage: Eukaryota; Metazoa; Arthropoda; Insecta; Hymenoptera; Vespidae. The transcript has a single exon. Gene Ontology annotation, molecular function: RNA polymerase II cis-regulatory region sequence-specific DNA binding; DNA-binding transcription factor activity, RNA polymerase II-specific. The record is from RefSeq and is a predicted model, not a curated record. Gene Ontology annotation, biological process: regulation of DNA-templated transcription. The annotation marks the transcript as partial.
CAACAACAACUUCAACAACAACAGCAGCACAAACAACAGAAGCAACAAAAGCAACAGCAGAAGCAGCAUCAACAACAAUCACAAAACCAACAGUCACAAUCACAGCAUCAAUCACAAACACCACACCAACAACAGGCACAACACCAUCAGCAGCAUCAACAGCAGUUGCACCAGCAACAAAAUCAGAGUUAUAAUCCUUAUCCAAAUGUAGCUUUUGAUGAAAACGGAUGCUUCAUAAAGGCUGAGCCAAUGUUCUCCAAUUACUCGACAAAUCCAAAUAUGACUAACAAUAUAAAUAUAACUGGUCACGGAUCCUCGCGUUAUCAUCCAUAUGAUAAUAUACAACGGUUUCCAACUGACAUUACCGGUUCACGGGGGUCGCGAAGUCCAACUUUUUAUUGCUACAAGUGCAGUAACCCUUUCGAGAAUGAGACUUAUUACAGUGAGCACAUUAAAACGUGCACAAUCUUACCUGGUAUUUAUCUGAAUCAAUCGCAAUAUCAACAAUUAGGCACCCAUCAACACCUCUAUCAACCACAAUUACACCUAUCUCCUAAUCAUUUAAGUCAGCCGCAAAUACAUUUAUCUCCAACUCAGCCGAAUCAAUCGCAGUUGCAUUCAUCAUCGACUCCUCCGAGUCAAUCGCAAAUGAUGGUAUCUCCAACUCAUUCAAAUCAACAACAACAACAACAGCAACAACAGCAGCACAGUUACGAGUACAACGGUGAACCAAAUGCAGACUUGGAACCGAAACAAGAACCAGAGGAACCAGCCGAGCUUCUCGAUUUGGAUUCUCACAAGGUACAAACUCAUAGAUACAAUGAAAAUUUAAUGAGAAUUUAUCAUGAGCAAGAGGAACAGCAACAGCAACAUCGACGAGAACAGCAGAUUCAAUCACAGCAACAACAGGCAAUGCAACAUCAACAACAAGCUCCUGUUCUUCAAGGUUUGAUGGGUUGGCCAGCAGGUGCUACACUUGAUUUGUCAGGGAAUUUCCCACCCAUGCUGCCUAUGGAAAAUGUUCCGCCGAUUCCUGAUCAAGGACAAUACACGCACGGCCAACAUAUGUCUGUGGAAUCGUCCCUACAUUCCGGUUCCGCCGUUAUCGGUAGCACGCAUGGGAUGCCAACGUCAAUGUUAUCACAACCACCGAAAUCUUCGUCGCUAAAUCAAUCGUGGAAGAGUAACGAGGCACGACGACCAAAGUCUUACAACUGCACUGCGUGCAACAAGUGGUUCACCAGUUCGGGCCAUUUGAAAAGACACUACAAUACAACCCUUCAUAAGAAUGCCGUGAAACAAAGCAAUCGGCCGGAUCCGGCUAACUUACCGAUAAGUGCACAUCACCAUCCUAACAGGGAUAACGGACAAGAACGAAGAGUCGCUCGGCGUACUGGAAUAACGCGAGUAUCUCCAGAGUUAUCAAACUCGCGUAGUCCACCAAACUCCACUGGUUCUUCAACCGAGGGAACAAGAAUGAUGCAUGCCUCCAUCUCAACCACCACCUAUAAUAACAACUCCAACACCACCAACAAACCUUCAACUGUCAACCUUGGCCAACAUCAACAACAACAACAACCAUUAGCUUCAAUGGCUGUUUUGGGCUCCACAAUGUUACCACACAAUUCACCAGCUCUCCCAGCAAUGGCAGCACACCACUCUCUGAUGCGUUCAUCCCCGCCAAAUCUAGUUCUCCAUCAACAACAGCAGCAACAUCACUUACACCAGCAACAACAUCAUCAUCAACAACAACAACAACAACAACAACAACAGCAACAGCAACAGCAACAACAUCACCACCAGCAGCAACACCAACAAAUCCAUAUGCCAGUGGGUUCACCAAUGGACUCGCAAAUGAAUCAGCAAUUAGUUACGCCAAUAAGUCCUCCAGUGAGUUCAACAUCGAAUCAACAUCUUAUUAACCAUCCACUGAGUUCACCUAUCUCAAUGCAGCAAACCACGGGCAUCAAUCUUAACUCAGCUCAGCAUAAUCUGACUUCAGGUCAGGUUCAUCAAGGAAUGGUUUCGCCCCCUGCAAUGGUGAAUACGAUCCCUCAACAGAUUUACCCAAACGAAUUGCCCCCCCACGUUACACCCUCUAUCAACAUGGGCCUGCGUCAACCUAUCAACAUCACACCAACUACUAUUGGUGAUCCAGUGAUGACGGGUCCUACGGAGGAGCCACAACACCAGAACCACCAGCAGCAUCAUCUUCAACAGCAGCCCUCAGAGAUGUUACCCAGUUUUGGGACUUUUAAUAAUUCUCAAAGACCUUUGCCGAGUUUCAAUCAAUUCGGCAUCUCGGGGUUCUCGGUAGGGCCCGAAUCAAUGCAGGCCGCUAGCGUGGGGGGGCUAUGUCAAGAGGAGAGAACUUCUUCUCAAGGCAGUUAUUGUGGGUCGUGCUACGAUAAUUAUAACGUAUCACCCCCAUAUGAUACAUUCACAAAUUUGGAUAUUGCAUCGGGGCCAAUACAAAACAACAACGCCAAUCACGGUAUGGUAGCUGGAAACUAUUAUAUAAAUGAACAACACUCUGUAUAUAUCGCUGAACAAAUGGCAAUGCCAAUACCAUUAGUUAACGGUGAAAAUCAAAUGUAUUAUCCGAUUGAAAUAAAUAAUAAUGUACCAUAUUAUUCGAUAAAGGAGGAACAAGAAAGAAAUGCAAAUCGCCGUCGAUUGUCCGAACGACAUCAUCAAGAUUGUAAAGAAAAUGGUGGCGAAAAUAGUCAAAAUAGAAAAGAAAAUGAACCGAAUACGACAAUUAACCCGUCCGGUAAGAUAAAAUAUAUUUGUAAAAACUGUCCAAAAACUUUUAACAAACCAUGCUACUUGACGCAGCAUAGUAAAUGUUUCCAUGCCGGGGACAGACCGUAUAAAUGUUCUGUUUGUGGUAAAAGAUUUUCCAACGAGACACAGUAUCUCAAACACCAGGUGAAACACGGAAGUGAGAAACCCUACAAGUGCGAAGAAUGUCCGAAACAGUUUAACCACAAAACGGAUCUUAGGCGUCAUAGUUGCCUUCACUCUGGGACUAAACCCUUCGUUUGCGACAUUUGUGACAAAGGUUUCAUUAGGAAGGAUCAUAUGGUGAAACAUAUGGAUACGCAUAAGAAAAAAUCUUACAACAAGCAUAAUAACAAUAGAAAACGCGACGGAGAUGACCACAACAGGUAUUCCAAAAAUGCGUCCUCUCUAAGAACGUGAUCAAAGAUAUGUCUAUGCUGCAUAUUCAAUCAUAAACAACGGCUAUGAAACUGGUGAAUGAUUCUAAUUAUAAAUUAAACAACGAUGACGAACAUUGGCUAAUCGUCAACGUGAGAGAACAAAAUUGCUUGCCUGACUACGGAAUUUAACUAUGGAUCGAUACUUUGGGAUACUUCAACGUUUUCUCAUUGUACGUACAUCUUUCUUUUUUCAUUUUUAAUAAAUAAUCAGAUAUAUAAUUUUAUUUGUUACAUUAGACAAGUAUUAAAAAACAAACGACAAAAUUCGAACGAGUCGCAAUUUUAUUUUUUUUUACAUUUUUUUUAUUUUUUGGACUUUUCUUAUUUCGACUUUUUAUUUUUCUAUCUCUUAUCUUAAAUUUACUUUUAUAUUUUUUAAUCUUCGAAGGGACACGUCGACAUCGCAUAUUUCAUUAGACAUUUUUUUUAGAUUCGUGCUUUCAAUCUUAUUCAUUGAAAGAAUUAUGAUUUUUCGAACAAUAUCAAUUCAAUUUGUUUAUCAUUAAUUUACUUUGUAUAUCCAAUAGAAAAGUUGCUCUCACAAAAUAGUAUCUUCGAUCAAUAAAAUUUCGACUAAAUAGUUCUUGUUAAGAUUAUAAUAAUGAUCGAUCGGGGAUAUUAAAAAUUACUGCGACGUCUAACCUUCGAAAAUUUAGAAAUAUUACAAAUUUACAAGCAAAUAAAAAAAAAAAAAAU